This is a messenger RNA of Spinacia oleracea (spinach), 2782 nucleotides long. RefSeq names its product BTB/POZ domain-containing protein DOT3. Gene Ontology annotation, molecular function: protein binding. The transcript has 6 exons. The coding region runs from base 389 to 2227 and encodes 612 amino acids. NCBI's taxonomy places the organism in Eukaryota, Viridiplantae, Streptophyta, Magnoliopsida, Caryophyllales, Amaranthaceae. The record is from RefSeq and is a predicted model, not a curated record.
CAGCAUUCUCUGCUAUUACUGCUGCUUCUAUGCCGACUUGUGAGCCACACAAUAAUCUCCUGUUGGAGCCGUAAAUUGUGUGGUUUCUGCAGCUGGUACGUUCUUAACAACAUUCUGUACCGUAAGUAUCAACUUAAUUGUCAGAUAACCUGAAAUCCGACAUUAUACCCAAAGAAUAUUCAAGAAUUAUGUUACUGUCAGAUUGUGAUUCAUGAUCCAAAGCUGAGACAAAUACAAGUCAUUCAACUACCCUCGAGUUGUCUUCCCAUCCAAAAACCACAAACUCAUCUGUCAUACAUUUAGUAUAGUCCUGUCCCACCCCUGAAUUUAGUAUAAGAACAGCACCAAAUACCUUACAGUCAUAUACCUUCUGUGUAAAAAGGUAACAAUGAAGAAGCCAGUACCUGCAGCUAAAGCAGAAAUCCAGGAGAAUAACAGCAAUGAUGCUGCAGAUCAAAUCACACUUCCCACCGAAAUCAACAACGUAGAUUACACCUUUCAGAAGAAGGAUCAUUCAUGGUUCGUGACUUCUGAUAUCCCAACUGAUCUAUUAAUUCAAAUUGAGGAAAAUACCUUUCACGUGCAUAAGUAUGCACUGCUUACAAAGAGUGGCUACAUAGGCCGAACAGAGUUUCAGCCCACAAGCUCAGGUUUAGAGAACAACAUUAAGCUCGACAACUUCCCAGGUGGACCAGUAACUUUUAAGGAAGUACUAAAAUUUUGUUAUGGUAUCCCCGUAGAUCUCAGCGCCAACAAUGUGGCUCCUCUAAGGUGUGCAUCAGAAUUUCUAGAAAUGACAGAGGAAUUUGAAGAUGGAAAUCUAAUUUCCAAGUCAGAAGCCUUUUUAACAUUCAUUGUACUAUCUUCAUGGAGAGACUCUGUUAUAGUUCUCAAAGCUUGUGAGAAUCUAUCUCCCUUGGCAGAAAACCUUCAGAUUGUACGGAGAUGUUGUGAUUCGAUUUCCCGGAAAGCAUUUCAAGACAAAAAUGAGCUAAUUGAUGACAAAGCUUGGUGGUUUGACGACGUAGCAACCUUACGCAUUGACCACUUUGGCAGAAUAAUAGCAGCAAUGAAACCAAAAGGUAUCAAACCAGAUAUCUUAGGUUCAUGUAUCAAGCAUUAUGCAGAAAAAUGGUUGCCAAGCAUGGAUGGGGAGGUAGAAGGACAAAGGAGGCAUUGGUAUGGGAAAAAUGAGCUGCAGAUCAGUAUUAUAUGUGGGGCGAACCAUGAAGAUGACAUCGGCCAAAAUAAGGAUCAAAAGAUUAUCAUAGAAAGCCUCAUCAGUAUACUUCCCCCUCAGAAGGAAGCAGUUUCCUGUAAGUUUUUGUUAUGGAUGUUAAAAAGGGCUAUGAUAUGCUAUGCAACCCCAGCUUUAAUCUCAGAGCUUGAAAAGAGAGUAGGGUCAGUAUUGGAAGAUGCUAAUGUGCAAGACCUCCUAAUUCCAAGAUGUACUAACAAAGAUCGAGGGGGGCUGAACUCACCAGAAGAAAGGACAAUGCACAGCAUAGACACCGUGCAGAGAAUAAUAGAAUACUUUCUGAUGCACGAACAUCAAAAGAAGACUGAAGAUCUGGAUGUCAGUAAACUCCUAGACAACUAUUUAGCUGAAAUUGCAACUGACCCAAAUCUCAGUAUCUCAAAGUUCCAAGUUCUAGCGGAAGCAUUGCCUGCAAACACCAGAGUAUGUCACGACGGUCUAUAUAGAGCAAUUGAUACUUAUCUGAAGACCCACCCUUCACUACCCGAGCAAGAACGCAGAAGGCUGUGCAGGAUAAUGAAUUGUCAGAGGUUGUCACUAGAUGCUUGCAUGCAUGUGGCACAGAAUGAUCGACUGCCCCUGAAAAUUGUUAUACAGGUGCUGUUCUCAGAGCAAGUGAAGAUGAGGACUGCAAUUCAAAGCAAGGAACAAACAAUUGAAGGUAAUACUCGUGAAAAUGACGAGAGUUGGUCAUCUGCAAAGAAAGAGAUUAUGAAUCUUAAAACUGAGCUUGAGAAAGUAAAAGAAAGGAUGUCAGAACUGCAGAGAGACUACUCUGAACUCCAACGAGAAUAUAUAAUGCAGAUCAACAAACCGCGGAGAAACUCCAGCUGGAUCUUUAGAUGGAAAAAAAUGAAAAGUAUAUCUCUAUUUACUGAAAAGGCCGAGGAAGAAAUUGGAGAAGACCAGGAAACACCCAACCAAGAGGGAAGCACACCCAAUAUUAUAAGAAGACUAUCCAUUACCUGAGCACCAACUAGGUGAUCCAGGAAAAAAAGAUGUCACCAACAAAAUCAAGAAUUCAUCAGCAUAGCAACCACCAAAAGUUCUUCUCCGCAUCGAUUAUAGACCAUAAGUUUGUACUACAAAAACAAUCCAUCCCCGAGGACUAUUCAAGACCAUGGAGAUUAUAAAUAUUCUGGUUAGGCAGCAUAGGACGGCGAAGAAAUUGAAUCCAAGAGUUGUUGUAUCAGGAGAUAUGGAACUUAACAAAUCUUUAAUAUAGGGAUUUUAAAUCAUUAAAUACUUUGUAAUUGUGUAAAUUAGUACUACCUUCUUUUUCCUAAGUUCUAUUCACUUUCCGUUUUCAUUCAUUUUACUAAGUUCUACUUAGUUUUACUUUAUUCCAUUUAUAUCAACAUUUAUUCAUAUUUUAUCAUCUUCUACCCUAUUUUAGGGGACCCAAUAUAUUUAAAAAAUAUGUUACUCUCCAUCUCUCCCCUCCAAAAAGCAAAGGUACCUCAUGAACGGUCCUCCUUUUGAAUUUUACUCGUAGUUGGGUAGAACACACGCAAUGGAGGUAAU